GUGCCAUCGAUGGGUGGAAUUUAGAUCCACGAGGUACAGUAUACCCCCUAGCAGUAUGUCUUGUCUCAGGCCGCAAGUAGAUGGCGUCUGACUACACUACAACACAACCAAUACAGCGAGAUAGCUGAGUCACAGAACUAGGUAGGCUACUGUGGAAAAAGCAACAGUACAGAAACGGGUGUGAACACGGUUACAGAAGCACUUGGCAAUUAUCGGGAAUCGUCUUGAAGAUGUUGUCCAUAACGUUGAAGACGCUUCAGCAGCAAACGUUUAACAUCGAAAUAGAUCCAGAACUAACGGUAAAAGCCCUGAAGGAGAAGAUUGAGGUUGAGAAAGGGAAGGUUGGCUAUCCAGCUGCAGGGCAAAAGCUCAUCUAUGCAGGCAAAAUCUUGAAUGAUGACAUACCUUUAAAAGACUACAAAAUUGAUGAGAAAAACUUUGUGGUGGUCAUGGUUACAAAGCCCAAACCUCCAGCUCCUCCACAGAUUUCUCCUCAGGCAACCCCAGCCCCAGCCUCUAGCCCUGCUCCCGCCCCUGCACCUCCUGUUGUUUCUGGGCUGUCCCUGUCAGACAUUACCUGUUCUACUUCUCCUGCCCCCAUGGAGAUCUCAACCCUCUCCCCUACACCCACACCCGCCCCUGCCUCAAACCCCACAAAAUCAGUGGAGCCCUCCACACCCCCAUCCCCUGCACCAGCCCCUGCUUCUAUUCCCCCUGAAGCUCUGGGGGCCAGUGCAGCACCUGCCACAGCAGCAUGCCCCGUCCCUGUCUCACCCUCAGAGGACAAGCCUCACGGGGAGCACCCCGAACUGCCCCUCACCACAGCGCCAGCCCUCUCCUCCUCUAGCCUUGUUGAUGACUUAAGUCUCUUGGAAGAAGCAGCAUCAAUACUGGUGACAGGACAAGCGUAUGAGAAUCUGGUGUCUGAAAUCAUGUCUAUGGGAUAUGAAAGGGAGCAGGUUAUUGCAGCGCUGCGAGCCAGUUACAACAACCCAGACAGAGCCGUGGAGUACCUGCUAAUGGGGAUUCCGUCCGAGGCUGACCUUCCGCCAGUGGAAGCGCUCCAACCCACAGCUCCGGCCAACCUCAAUCCCACUGCCCCAGUUCCUGCCCCAGCCUCUGCUCCAGCCACAGAUAUAGCCCAGCCCCCACAAGCAGCCACCAGCGCAGUGUCUUCAACCCAGCAGCUCCCCUCGUCUGGUGGGCUGACUGGUGUGCUUUCUGGUGGGCUAACUGGUGGGCUAACUGGUGGGCUUACUGGUGGCGGUACUGGGGGUGGGAACCCUCUCGAGUUCCUGAGGAACCAGCCACAAUUCCAGCAGAUGAGACAGAUCAUCCAGAAAAACCCAGCUCUUCUUCCUGCCCUGCUCCAGCAGCUGGGCAGAGAUAACCCCCAGUUGCUGCAGCAAAUUACCCAGCACCAGGAGAGGUUUGUGCAGAUGCUGAACGAGCCUCAAGGAGGAGAGAUGGUAGAGGAGGGAGCUGAGGCCCAGGGGGCGCCACAGACUAACUACAUCCAGGUCACCCCACAAGAGAAGGAGGCCAUCGAGAGGUUAAAAGCCUUGGGAUUUCCAGAGGGACUUGUCAUUCAAGCAUAUUUUGCAUGUGAGAAGAACGAGAAUCUAGCUGCCAAUUUUCUGCUCCAACAAACAUUUGAUGACGAGUGAACGUGCCUGCGUUGGCAUGAAGGGGAAGAAUGGAGGGCUAGAGAAUGAGUAAUAGUGCUCCAGAAUGUGCUUUUGAAGGAAGGAGUGGAAAAGGUUACCCAAAGUGACUGGUCUUCCAGGAUGCUUUUCAUUGGACAAAGACGUGAUGUGUUGUUACUGUGAGCUAGGCCUUCUCCAUUCUGAGUGUUAGAUCUCCGUGGGCUCUCUCUCUCUCUCUCUCUCUCUCUCUCACUGCUGCUAUUACUGCUCCUUGUGCCGUGUCCAUCUAUAGAGUUACAGUGGCAGCUUGCCCUCACCAUAUAUUGCUUUUCAAUCCCUCGCAAAUAAAACCCCAAACAUACAUUAGCUGGUUGAUUCAUAUUUGUUAUGUGAGCCUCAUCUCCUGGGAAAAUAUAAUUGAGUGUCCUGUGAUAAAAUGACAUAACCAGCAAAAUGGCCAUGGAACUCAAGUGUGUUGUUUGUUUUAUAGGCCGAGGCUGCGAAUCCGACAUUUCUCGACCCUCCUUUCUGACAACUAAAGGUCCCGAAGCUUCUGCGCAUGUGUGGGAUUCUUUACUCUACUCACAGUCAGCUCUUCUAAUACAGAACCCCCCUUCACAUUUCUCACUGUCAAUUGUGAAUUCUUAAAAUUUUACCGCUGAAAUGCCCAUGCAGCAUCUGCAUACCAACCUUGUGAUCUCAAUCAGUUUCAUGGGGAUAUGCAUUUAGAUCUUCUUAUACAGUGUUGUUUAGAAAUAUGUACAGUGUUGUUUAGAAAUAGCUUACAGUGUUGUUUAGAAAUAUGUACAGUGUUGUUUAGAAAUAGCUUACAGUGUUGUUUAGAAAUAUUUACAGUGUUGUUUAGAAAUAUGUACAGUGUUGUUUAGAAAUAUUUACAGUGUUGUUUAGAAAUAUUUACAGUGUUGUUUAGAAAUAUGUACAGUGUUUUUUAGAAAUAUUUACAGUGUUGUUUAGAAAUAUGUACAGUGUUUUUUAGAAAUAGCUUACAGUGUUGUUUAGAAAUAUGUACAGUGUUGUUUAGAAAUAUGUACAGUGUUGUUUAGAAAUAGCUUACAGUGUUGUUUAGAAAUAUGUACAGUGUUGUUUAGAAAUAGCUUACAGUGUUGUUUAGAAAUAUUUACAGUGUUGUUUAGAAAUAGCUUACAGUGUUGUUUAGAAAUAUGUACAGUGAUUGAAUUUUAGAGCAGAUGGUGCUUAGUUUCAAUCAAAGCAAAUAUUAUGCCUAGUGGCGCACACUUGUGAUUUGGCCACAUGAGAGAAAAAUCCAACCCUUCCCACAAUCAUCUUAAAAUCUCAUACGAAAUUAGGUUUGUGUUUUUUGUCUUACAGUAACGUUAUACUAUGCUAUUAUAUUCGGUUCUGUUAUGUAGAAUACUGUCAUUAUGUGAUGUUGCAGACAUUGAUUCAGCUUUGAUCUAACUUUAUUAAUAAAGCCCCGUUCACCAGAGCAGAGAGUAGCCUGUUCUCUAUGAGUAGAGCAGAGACUGUACGUAAAGUAGAGAAUUCCGCACACAUGCAAACGCUUCGGGACCUUUAGCUGUUGGGAAGAGGGGUCCAGAAUCCGCAGCCACUCCGUUGUUUUAUUAUUUGUCUCCACAAAGCUUCUUAUUUCUCUCAGCUGAUCAUUACUGUCCAACUUUUCCAAUAUGUUUGUCUUCUUCAGACAAAUGGAACUGGGAUAUUUUGCCAAUGAAGUGUCAUAUUAAUGUUGGAGAGUUGCUUUGUCACUUUAUUUGACUGUUACAAAGGGAACAUUUCUUUGUAAAAGAAAGAUGUUCUGUGAUUGAUUUGUCAUCAUAUUGAAAUGUUAUAACACUGUAAAAUGAGACAUGGUAGGUAAUACUGGAUUUGGUUCCAGAUGUGCCCCGGUGUACUUUCACUGUAAGGUACCAAAUGAUUUUACAAAAGGAAGUUUUAGCCACAUAGUUGUUAUUUUUUUCGAUAUCAUUGCGCAACAGUUGAAGGCUAGUUGAAGCUGAAAGUCAAUUGAGCCAUGUCCCUAAUAUUAUUUUAUAAUAACUUUAAGCAUAUAACAGGAUUCUGUUCUCUCUGGACACUUUUUUGUGUGUGUUUUGAUUGCCCCUGAUCCUUAAUGUAUUAUAUCAAAAGAAAUCAUGCUGCAAGUUUUUUAUCCAUGUAAUUACUCUUUCACGCCUCGUGGUUUGUCUCGUUUUGUUGAAGAGUAAUUGUUUGUUUGUGCAAAGUCAUGUACAGCUUUCAAAGGUCUAUUGUUAGUCAAUAUGUCAUUUGUUUUUACGUAGAUGAGUUUUUAUUUUUCUCUUGUGUGUAGAUGGGAAAGAUUGACCCAGCAGAGUAUCUGACUGUACAUGGAGUUGAUUUCUGCUUUUGAAAAAUGAGGCACUUUAAUGUGAAGACUGUUGCUCUGAGAUAUGUAAGGUUGGUUAAUUGCAUGAGUUUAUAACAGAGGCUCUAGCUGAGCUAUGGCAUGCUGUGGAACCACAGGAGUGAUGAUUUCAGCAUCUAACUUUUAGGUUUUUUUUGUUUUGUUUUCUUUGAAACUACAAUAAAGCAAAAGGGUUUUAGCCUUAAAUGCACCACUUGAAGGUUUAUUUAAGGUUAUUAUUUCAGCGUUAUGUCAAAUAAAUAGCUUUUACAGAG
Molecule: messenger RNA, 4286 nt
Organism: Salmo salar (Atlantic salmon)
Lineage: Eukaryota; Metazoa; Chordata; Actinopteri; Salmoniformes; Salmonidae
Product: lysine-specific demethylase RAD23A
Biological process (GO): proteasome-mediated ubiquitin-dependent protein catabolic process; nucleotide-excision repair
Cellular component (GO): cytosol; nucleoplasm
Molecular function (GO): ubiquitin binding; proteasome binding; polyubiquitin modification-dependent protein binding
Source: RefSeq, a predicted model, not a curated record